Messenger RNA from Salarias fasciatus (jewelled blenny), 1049 nucleotides. RefSeq names its product transducin-like enhancer protein 3. Gene Ontology annotation, cellular component: transcription regulator complex; nucleus. Gene Ontology annotation, biological process: regulation of DNA-templated transcription; negative regulation of canonical Wnt signaling pathway. Gene Ontology annotation, molecular function: protein binding; transcription corepressor activity. The transcript has 5 exons. The coding region runs from base 720 to 1049 and encodes 109 amino acids. The record is from RefSeq and is a predicted model, not a curated record. NCBI's taxonomy places the organism in Eukaryota, Metazoa, Chordata, Actinopteri, Blenniiformes, Blenniidae.
ACGGCAGGCGGGCGCGCGCGGCUUCCUAACGGCCGACAUUUUUACACCGAAAGAAAAAAAAAAACAAAAACAAAAAACAAACCAGCAAAGAAACCAACCGAACCUGUGGACUAACCGGACGAGCGGCGGGAUUCUGGACGGGUUUGCUUUUGAAGUCGGUGGACAUAUCGCCGCCACCCCGCCUCCCUCUGCUUCCUCCUCCCUCUUUCCCCGGUCGAGGUGGUCUCCGAGCGGGGAGCGCGAGGGAGCCCGACCCGGGCGGAGCGGCGGCUCUCCGAAGCGGGAGCACCGCGGACCUUCCCCGGGGAGGGGGAGGGGGGGCGGGGGAGGGAAACGAGAGACACAAGCCGAGAGCCGAGGCGGCUUUCCGCUCUUUGUCCGGUCGGUCGUGACAAGCGGAGGAUUUUAACGGCGCGUGUGGAUUGUGUUUGUUGUUACCUGAGCGGAGGAGGAGGAGGACUCGGCCCGAGACAAAGGUACAAAAGGAGGCCGGAGGAGGAGGGGGUGGUACACCCAUCCAUCCACCCAUCCAUCCAUCCAUCCAUCCAGCCAGCCAGCCAGCGGUUGGGCUGUGAUCGCCCAGAGCAAGGCUUUGUCCGCCACCAUCCUGCGCCUCCGGCUGGGGAGGGGGACUGGGUGAUUUACAGCACCUUCACCAGGAUUACCAGCAGAGCAACCCCCCCAGCUCGACCCCUUCUCCAUCUGAGUGCCGGACCGACAUGUAUCCACAAGGCCGGCAUCCGGCGCCUCACCAGCCGGGACAGCCUGGCUUCAAGUUCACCGUGGCCGAGUCCUGCGACCGGAUCAAAGACGAGUUUCAGUUCCUGCAGGCGCAGUACCACAGCCUCAAGGUGGAGUACGACAAGCUGGCCAAUGAGAAGACGGAGAUGCAGCGUCACUACGUAAUGUACUACGAGAUGUCCUACGGGCUCAACAUCGAGAUGCACAAACAGGUACAGAGCCGCUCUGUGUACAGCCAACACACACACACCACACACACACACACACACACACACGCAUGCUCACCUGCCCUCAGCGCCUCGUCCUGA